CUCGGUGGUGGAAAUUUCGAUAUCAUUUCCAUUCAGCCCGUCCGCACAGAGAGGACGCAGCUCAGCUUCGAUUUUUUUUCUCAACAGAAAGCUUACGAAAUCUUACGAUUGCAAAAACGGUUCAGAACGAAAAAAAAAAACAAAACCGCAUCAAAACAAACUAGUGAUCGACACAUUUUAAGGCGCGCGCAUCGAUCCGUUGACAAUAAGAGUUUUGCAAAUAAGAAGUUGUUGCGUGAAUGUGCAUUUGAAACCAAACAAAAAAGGAGUUGCAGUUGAUGCAAAGUGUUUUUUAAAAAGAGAACUUUGAGUUUUAAACAGACACUUCCGACCAUCCCAGUGAAAGUGUCCGAAGUGCAAGUGUGUGUGUGUGCGUGGAAAAAAAAAAACAAAAGUAACACAAAAUGGAUUACGCAAAUAUGGUGUCCGAGUCGGCAGGACUUAACGGCAAGCUACAGUCCUCGCUGGAACCGUUGUCCCGUACGUACCAGUACCGGAAGGUGAUGAAACCGAUGUUGGAGCGUAAGCGACGAGCCCGCAUUAACCGUUGUUUGGAUGAGCUGAAAGAGCUGAUGGUUUCCGCGCUACAGUCCGAGGGUGAGAAUGUGGCCAAGCUGGAGAAGGCCGACAUACUGGAGUUGACCGUACGGCACCUGCACAAACUGCGCCGUCAGCAGCGUCUCGCCGCUAAUCCCGUGCUGGAUGCGGACCGCUUCCGGGCCGGAUUUACCCAUGCCGCCAACGAAGUGUCGCGCUGUCUCGCCUCAACGCCCGGCGUUGACAUUAAGCUCGGUACCAAGCUGAUGACGCACCUCGGCCAUCGGUUGAACGAUCUCGACAAGGUAUCGCCGCUCUCGGUACAUGUGGAAUCCGGUGCCGGUUCACCCGGUGCCUCCCGUAGCCCAUCCGCCUCGCCACCGAUCUCACCGUUUUCGGCCGCUUCAUCCACGUCGGGCGAUGUGCCCAUGUACCAGAUGCCCCUAACGCCCCAGUCGUACCGCAGCGAAGAGUCUGGCCUGCUGGCACCAUCUACCACGCCAUCGCCGAACCCGAGCGAAUGUGACGAUCAUCACCAUACCGGCGGUCUGCUCAAGAUCCAGCAGUCCGGCGAAUCAGUAUGGCGGCCGUGGUAGUUCACAUGCAAAUAACCUCCACAACACACAUGGAAAGGACACCAAAUCACUUCGUAUCCAUCGAUCUCAACCUGGUACCGGCGUGGCAAGCGGCAGUCGGACGUUCUUUUUCUUUUGGCGCAAUCAAGCGGACAACAGCAGAAAGACAGGAGUACAGCAAAAACAAAAAAACAAACAAACAAACGGUUUGCAGCUUUAAAUAGUGUUUUAGGGAAGUUUUAGUGUGUAAGUACGGUAACGCGAUUUACUUAGGGCCAGUGAGAAAGUGUUUUUUUUUGUGUGCUUUAUUUGUAUCUUCGAUGGGGUGUUUUUUUUUUAUUAAAAGCAUUUUGUUCUUGUUAGUUGAAUUUGUUGCGAAGAACAAUAUUCAUAUGUGAUAUUAAUGUGUACAACAGAGGAGAGAAAAGAAGCAAACGCAAUGAGUGGCGAGAUGUUUGUUUCUGUUUAACGAUGCAUUUAAAAGACGUUAACGGUUGCGAUCGACGCACAAAAAGCCCCCAGUUUAGAUUU
Anopheles funestus (African malaria mosquito) is the source of this 1643-nucleotide messenger RNA. Its product is annotated as enhancer of split mbeta protein-like. Gene Ontology annotation, molecular function: DNA-binding transcription factor activity, RNA polymerase II-specific; RNA polymerase II cis-regulatory region sequence-specific DNA binding; protein dimerization activity. NCBI's taxonomy places the organism in Eukaryota, Metazoa, Arthropoda, Insecta, Diptera, Culicidae. The transcript has a single exon. The coding region runs from base 405 to 1133 and encodes 242 amino acids. The record is from RefSeq and is a predicted model, not a curated record. Gene Ontology annotation, cellular component: nucleus. Gene Ontology annotation, biological process: regulation of transcription by RNA polymerase II; regulation of neurogenesis; anterior/posterior pattern specification.